GGAGGACUUCGACUCACUAUUACAGACACACAGUCCUCCAUUCUCUUCGUCAAAAACCAAAACUUAACCAGCGGAUAAAGAAAACGAAAACUGUUGUAAAAGCUCACAAAAGCUGAAGAGGAGAAAUUAUGAAUAAGAAAGAAAGAGCAAGGGAGAGAAGAGAGAAGAGGCGCCAAGAGAUUUGUCUUCUCCGCUCCAUUCCCUAUUCAGAUCAUCAAAGAUGGUGGACAUCAGACACAGUCGCAGUUGUGACUGGUGGAAAUAGAGGAAUCGGAUUUGAGAUCGCACGCCAGCUUGGGAUGCAUGGGUUAACAGUCGUUCUUACUUCACGGGACACAAGUGUAGGUGAAGAAGCAGCAAAAGUCAUGCGAGAAGGGGGCUUGAAAGUGGCGUUCCAUCAACUGGAUGUUGUGGAUCCUUCGUCAAUAGAGUCAUUUUCUACUUGGCUAAAAGAACAAUUUGGUGGUUUAGACAUACUGAUAAACAAUGCUGGAGUCAAUUUCAAUCUUGGCUCAGAAAACUCUGUGGAACACGCAGAAACAGUUAUCAAGACAAACUAUUAUGGCACAAAAAAUAUGAUCAAAGCCAUAAUACCAUUAGUGAGGCUUUCAACUUCAGGUGGUCGAGUUGUUAAUGUGAGCUCACGGUUAGGAAGACUGAAUGGAAGGCGAAAUAGAAUCGGAGAUGUUGAAUUGAGACACAAACUGGAGGACAUAGAAUCGCUAUCAGAGGAACUGAUUGAUCGGGCUUUGAACACAUUCCUAGAACAAGUAAAAGACGGGACUUGGGAAUCUCACGGAUGGCCUCAAAAUUUUACCGACUACUCACUGUCAAAACUCGCGGUAAAUGCUUUCACUAGGCUAAUGGCGCGGGAACUUUCAGACCGCCCUGACGGCCAGAAGAUAUAUAUAAACUGCUAUUGCCCGGGUUGGGUGAAGACUGCCAUGACGGGUUGGGCAGGGAAUCUUCCUCCCGAAGAAGCAGCCGAUACUGCAGUCUGGUUGGCGCUGCAACCCGACUUAUCUGUGAGUGGUAAGUUUUUCGCGGAGAGACGAGAGAUCAAUUUCUGAGGCUGAUUGGAGAUUUUGAUGAAGAGAUGGAAGGAAAGCUGGUGUCUUGUGAUCUAUAUUGCUUAACCAUUGAUUUUCCUUGGACAUGACUGCUUUCCCAAAAGAUUAUUUGUAAAAAAAUAUAAGAGUUAUU
Ipomoea nil (Japanese morning glory) is the source of this 1203-nucleotide messenger RNA. Its product is annotated as carbonyl reductase [NADPH] 1-like. The transcript has 4 exons. Gene Ontology annotation, cellular component: membrane. The record is from RefSeq and is a predicted model, not a curated record. The coding region runs from base 129 to 1070 and encodes 313 amino acids. Gene Ontology annotation, molecular function: oxidoreductase activity, acting on the CH-OH group of donors, NAD or NADP as acceptor. NCBI's taxonomy places the organism in Eukaryota, Viridiplantae, Streptophyta, Magnoliopsida, Solanales, Convolvulaceae.